This is a messenger RNA of Centrocercus urophasianus (Greater sage-grouse), 1081 nucleotides long. RefSeq names its product solute carrier family 25 member 40 (gene SLC25A40). Gene Ontology annotation, biological process: mitochondrial transmembrane transport. Bases 1 to 1047 code for a protein of 348 amino acids. The transcript has 11 exons. The record is from RefSeq and is a predicted model, not a curated record. NCBI's taxonomy places the organism in Eukaryota, Metazoa, Chordata, Aves, Galliformes, Phasianidae.
AUGCCAUUUUUCUUCUCCGAGGAUAAAGCGAUGGCUGAGAUGAGUAAUAGUAAUUUCAGCAAAACAACCACUAUUCAGCAGGCAGUGUCCUCUUGCUGCGGAGCUAUAAUUACAUCAUUGUUUGUAACUCCUCUUGAUGUUGUCAAAACUCGACUGCAAGCCCAAAGCAAUCCGUUCCCCAAAGGAAAAUGCUUUGUAUACUCCAAUGGCCAGAUGGAUCAUACGUGUGCUUGUGAGAAUGGAGAUGGCAAGGCAUGCUAUAAGAGAAAAGGGCAUUUCAAAGGGACUUUGGAUGCUUUUGUGAAAAUUAUUCAAAUAGAGGGAAUUAAAUCCCUUUGGAGUGGACUUUCCCCAACACUAAUAAUGGCCCUUCCUACCACAAUAAUCUAUUUUACCUGCUAUGAAAAACUGAGUGAAGCUCUGAGGUCUAGACUAGGAGAGGACAAUGACCACAUUCCACUUGUUGCAGGUUCCUUAAGCAGAUUUGGUUCAGUUACUGUAGUGAGUCCAUUGGAGCUGAUCAGAACUAGAAUGCAGUAUCACACCUUGUCCUACAAGCAACUGCACUUGAGCAUCAGGAGUAAAGUGGCCAGAGAAGGGUGGCUUUCCCUGUGGAGAGGCUGGAGCUCUAGUGUUCUGAGAGAUGUGCCUUUCUCAGCAGUGUACUGGUAUAAUUAUGAACGUUUCAAGAAGAUGAUGUGCAAGAGUGCAGGUGCACAUGAACCAACCUUUUUGAUUGCUUUUACUGCAGGAGCAGCAUCGGGCUGUAUUGCAGCUGUCGUGACUCUGCCAUUUGACGUAGUGAAAACACAGAUGCAGACUGAAAUGUGGGAGAGUGAGACUUUACAAAAUCCACAGAGGGACUGUGCGUCUACCUGGGCAGUUAUGAGGAAAAUUGUUGCUCAAAAAGGGAUUGCUGGAUUAUUUGCUGGUAUUACUCCACGGCUGUUUAAAGUUGCUCCUUCUUGUGCCAUAAUGAUCAGCACAUAUGAAUAUGGGAAGGCUUUCUUCAGACAUUUAAAUGAAAAGACAAACCAGCAUCCUUAAGACUCCUUCAUCCAAUUGCAUGAAGUCGAAACAC